AUGGAUAGACACAAAGAAAAAAUGAGAAAUUUUAUAUUAAGCAACAAUGAAAGAGAAAUAAUUGAGCUACUGCAGAAUGGUUUUGACCCGAAUUUUGAAAAUGGGUGGCCUAUAAGAUUAGCAGCCAGAUAUGGACUUCAUUCUAUAGUUAAAUUAUUCAUCCAGUUUGGUGCUAAUCCACACGCAUUAAGUGAAGCAGGAGCGUCAACUUUGCAGCUGGCCGUGUAUUCUGGUUUGCAGUGGGACACGGAUGGCUGGACGGAUUUAUUAUCAUGUUGCGAUUCAUCUCAAUUGGCCGAUGGUGCUGCUGUUGCUAUUAUUUUCAAUAAUGUAGCAGCUUUAUCUAAAAUUAUCCAAACAGGACGAUGCAAUACAAAUAUACCUACAACACUGACAGGU
Messenger RNA from Brenthis ino (lesser marbled fritillary), 399 nucleotides. NCBI's taxonomy places the organism in Eukaryota, Metazoa, Arthropoda, Insecta, Lepidoptera, Nymphalidae. The record is from the annotation of a GenBank genome assembly.